This is a messenger RNA of Camelina sativa (false flax), 657 nucleotides long. Lineage: Eukaryota; Viridiplantae; Streptophyta; Magnoliopsida; Brassicales; Brassicaceae. The record is from RefSeq and is a predicted model, not a curated record.
AUGACUAAUGCUGGGUUUUCAGCCAAUCACAUUGCCUUUAUGGCCGCCAUCCUUGAUAGUACGGAGCCCAAACACUUCAAGGAUGAUGUUCUUAUUAAAGAAUGGUGUGAUUCUAUGACUAAAGAAAUUGAGGCCUUUGAAGCCAACCAUACACGUGAUAUUACUGAUUUGCCACAUGGAAAGAAGGUCAUUAAUAGCAAAUGGGUUUACAAGCUGAAAUGCAAUUCUGAUGUUUGUUCUCUUCUCGCUGUUGCUGCCGCCAAAGACUGGGAGGUUCACCAAAUGAAUGUUCAUAAUGCUUUCCUUCAUGGUAAUUAUGAGGAAGAAGUGUACAUGAAACUACCACAAGGUUUUCAAUGUUCGGAUCCUACCAAAUAUGCAUUAGAUAUCAUUAAUGAGGUGGGUCUGCUUGGUUGUCAACCUUCCGUUGUCCCCAUUGAACUCAUUCACAACCUUGCUACUAUCAAAGGUCCGGUGUACGCUAAUCCUGAGAAAUAUCGCCGACUUGUUGGCCGACUUAUCUACCUGACCAUCACCCGACCUUCACAUUCUAUCUCAAUUUAUGAAGACUCCACGGGUCGCACAUUGGGAAGUAGCUCUGCGUCUCGUCCGUUAUCUCAAGGGGUCUCCUGCACAAGGCCUUCUAUUUUGAUAUGA